AUGUGGAGGUCGAUGUGGGUGUGGAAUUCGAUGGUGCUCGUCGAUGUAUGCGCUGAAAAGGUGCAGAGGCGAUUGGCAUAUAUGCAGUUCUGUGGUGUGGAGGCUAGUGAGGAAGGGAGAUUUGAUUGGCGGUUCAUUCUGGGAGUAAGGCCGGCGUGA
Messenger RNA from Serpula lacrymans var. lacrymans S7.9, 159 nucleotides. RefSeq lists its product as uncharacterized. The transcript has a single exon. The record is from RefSeq and is a predicted model, not a curated record. Bases 1 to 159 code for a protein of 52 amino acids. Lineage: Eukaryota; Fungi; Basidiomycota; Agaricomycetes; Boletales; Serpulaceae.